AUGGGUUCUCAGACAGACUACAGCCAACCGCCUCUGCAGGUCUCCUUUUCAGGCUUCCUCUGGGAUAUGGACGGCACUAUUAUUGACUCCACGCCAGCCAUCGAGAAGCACUGGGAAACGAUAGGAAAUGAGAUUGGCGUUGACCCCGAGACGAUUCUUAAGACCUCUCACGGUCGACGCAGCAUUGAUACGCUCAAGAUUCUUGCCCCGGAGAGAGCAAACUGGGAGUAUGUCUCCAAGGUCGAAGGCCAGCUACCCGUGCUCUAUGCCCAUCUCGCGACCGAGAUUGCCGGCGCGCGCGCUCUCCUCGACAGCCUGAUCAAGGUCGCGGCGCCGUGGGCCAUUGUCACGUCUGGCACGGCGCCGCUCGUGCACGGCUGGCUGAGCCGCAUGAAGCUCACCAUCCCAGAGCACCUCGUCACGGCCGAGUCGGUGCCCGAGGGCAAGCCGGACCCGGCGUGCUACCGGAUGGGCCUCGACAAGCUGGGGCUGGCGGCGGUCGCUGGCGACGUGCUUGUGCUCGAGGACAGCCCGGCCGGCAUCCAGGCCGGUCGGGCCGCGGGCUGCAAGGUCAUUGGACUCGUGACCAGCCACACGGCGGAGCAGGUCGUGGCCGCGGGGCCGGACUGGGUGGUCAAGGAUUUGACGUCGGUGCGCGUGGUCGGGUCCGAGGGCGGAAAGGUGACGAUUGAGAUUCGGGAUGGUAUCAAGUUGUGA
Molecule: messenger RNA, 717 nt
Organism: Cordyceps militaris CM01
Lineage: Eukaryota; Fungi; Ascomycota; Sordariomycetes; Hypocreales; Cordycipitaceae
Product: glycerol-3-phosphate phosphatase
Exons: 3
Coding region: 1-717 (238 amino acids)
Molecular function (GO): beta-phosphoglucomutase activity; sugar-phosphatase activity
Source: RefSeq, a predicted model, not a curated record